Messenger RNA from Naegleria gruberi, 1750 nucleotides. RefSeq names its product U3 small nucleolar interacting protein 2. The transcript is spliced from 3 exons. Gene Ontology annotation, cellular component: small-subunit processome. The record is from RefSeq and is a predicted model, not a curated record. Lineage: Eukaryota; Heterolobosea; Eutetramitea; Acrasida; Naegleriidae. Gene Ontology annotation, molecular function: protein binding; snoRNA binding. The coding region runs from base 147 to 1727 and encodes 526 amino acids.
AAAAAAAAAGCAUCAACAAAUUUUCAGAGUUGUUCUGAGAACAUUAAAUUUAUAACCAUCAACAAAUUUUAAAGCGGAUUCACACAAUUUUGACCAUAUUAUCAUCAUAGUUAACAAAACAAUAACAACAAUAUCAUUGGAAAAUUAUGAAAAGAGAUAAAAAAUUUGCCAAUAUCAAGAAUAAGAUUCAAAAUCUUAAAAAGAGAAAAACAACUCCAAAUGAAAAGAAGAGACAAGUACAGUAUAAUGAAGAUGAUGAUAUUAUUCAUUCAUCGGAAGAAGAAUUUGAAGUGAGUGCUGAACAAUUAGCUAAAACAGCUGAUGAUGAUGAUGAAAAAGUUAUUAGAGAUGCAAGUGAAGUUGUUGAACAAAAAGAAGAAGAAGAAAAAUUGACAGCUGCAGAAAAGAGAGUUUUAAAUGCUAAACAAUUUUUAGAUAAUUUGAAACAAUAUGAAGAGGAUAAAGAGGAUCAAGAUGAAUACAAUCAAAUGUUAAAUGAACAAGAUCCUAUUGCUCAAGCUCUUAAAAGAGAAGCUUUAAAAGCAAAGAAACAAAUACCUUCAAGUUAUCAUAAAUAUCUUGAAGAAUUAGAUUUCAAAGAUGAAGGAGUAGUGACAUUUUUGAAAGGACAUAAAAAACCACCUACUUGUAUUUCAUUGGAUAAUACAAAUUCACAACAAUUAAAAGGAUUUUCAGUUGGUAAAGAUGGAUGUAUUAUAAAUUGGGAUUUUAACAAGGGAAGUAAAAUAUCAAUUACCAAAAAAGCACAUGAUAAUUUAGAAAUUUUAUCUUGUGCACUAAGUUUUGAUGGAAAUAUAUUAGCAACAGGAGGAAAAGAUUGUAAAAUUCGAUUAUGGGAUACAAAAACAAUGAAACAAAUUGAUGUUUUAGAUGGACAUUUUAAACCAGUUACAAGUUUAGCAUUCCAAAUGGGACAUUUAUCAAAUAUUACUGGUUCUUCAAAUAAUUCUUCAUAUGCUUAUCAAUUAUAUUCAGGUUCUAUGGAUAGAACUGUUAAAGUUUGGGAUGCUAAAGAAUGUUCAUUUGUUGAUACUUUAUAUGGUCAUGAAAGUGAAGUACAAGGUAUUGAUACAAUGAUUACUCCACACGCUCUAAGUUGUGGUUCUGAUGCAACUUUAAGAUAUUGGAAAGUUGAAGAUGAAACUCAACUCAUUUACAAAUCUUCUACUACUAAAUAUAGUAUUGAUUGCAUGAAAAUGUUAAGAGAAAAUUGCUUUUUAAGUGGUUCACAAGAUGGUUCUCUUUCUUUAUGGUUAAAGACAAAGAAAAAACCAAUUUCACAUUUCCCUUCUGCUCAUGGUGGUGAAUGGAUUACUUCUGUUGGUGCUUUACGUUUCUCUGAUAUUGCUGCAAGUGGUUCUUCAGAUGGUUAUAUGAAAUUAUGGAGAUGUGAUCCAAAUACAAAGGUUUUACAAUUGAAGAAUAAUAUUCCAAUGGCUGGUUUCAUUAAUUCUAUAGAAUUUAAUUCAAAUGGUCAAUUUUUAGCUGCUGCAAUUGGUCAAGAACAUCGUUUAGGAAGAUGGUCAAGAAGACCACAAGCCAAGAAUGGUAUUGCAAUUGUUAAAUUAUUAUCAGAAGAAACGAUAGAAAAGGCAAAAUUAGAUCCAUCCAAUAAUUAUGUUAAACAUUCUGAUCGUGAUAAUGAAUAUGACGAUUUUGCAGGUGACGAAGAAGAGGAAGAUGAUAGUGGUAACUUUUUCUUAUAAAUAAAUUAUUUUAGUUCAAUCUU